Messenger RNA from Apodemus sylvaticus (European woodmouse), 2418 nucleotides. RefSeq names its product transmembrane protein 82 (gene Tmem82). The transcript has 6 exons. Bases 1025 to 2098 code for a protein of 357 amino acids. NCBI's taxonomy places the organism in Eukaryota, Metazoa, Chordata, Mammalia, Rodentia, Muridae. The record is from RefSeq and is a predicted model, not a curated record.
AUGUUGGAUAGGACCCACACAGGGACUGCAUAUUACAGGGGGAGCACUAGGUGGUCCCCCUCCGCAGUCACCUCCUGAGGGACUGGUUUAGGGCCUCAGCAGUAGCCAUCUUGGAGCAUUUGAGUUCAGGCUUCCUAUUUGUGUAUCCAGAGGAGUUCAGGCUUAGGGGGGAGAGUGCUGUCCACGUGGGUCACAGAGCAGAGCCACUGCAGGGCCAAUGACAGACUCUGACAGACUCUGGGCCCUCUCCCCAGACUGCAGCCACACCCCACCACAGGAACCCAGUAGCCUACUAUGGAAGUGGACACGCACCCUUGGUCAGACAGCUUCAUCCACCUUCCCCAACCGCAUCCCAAGCGUGGAAAACUACUCCAGAUGAGCACUCCAAUAAAGUUUUAUAUUUUGUGUACUUUGGCGACUCCCCUCUGCCUCCCUGUCCCCGUCCCUGCCUCCCACCCUAAACCCUCAGCUCUUAAGCCCUUUCUAGGAAGGACCCAGAAAGCAGCGCCCACCUGCCCAGGUGAGGCCUGCCACCUAGUGGACUCAAGGGGAACAGCAUGACCCCGAGGCCGACCUGAGGCUUAAGGGGAUUCCAAACCCUUCUUCCUCUGUGGGGAGAACACCUGCUUCGAGAACUGGAGAGAGUCAACUCACACUUCAGGUUGAGUGCGAGUCACACCUGAGAUGGGGGGAGGGGGGAGGCCUGGUGAGCUGGCCGAGGAGGGACUCCCGGAAAGCGUGGUGGCCUUCAAGUCCAGCAGAGACAGCCCAGAACCAGUUAACAGCUUUGCCCUUGAGACCUCAGUGGGACGCCACCAGUGGCUGCAAACGGGCUGAGGGCUGACCGCGCCACUGAAUCCCACAACCUGUAAGAUCUAAGGCGGCUGGCUCUCCGGCCCCGCCCCCAGGCCUUUGACCCUUGCCUAGUCCCUCCCCUGUCCUCCAGAGACACCUUUGACCGGUGAUAUCAUUGGGUCUGUCCCAGCCGCAGACCCGGCCCGAGGCUGGAUUCCUGGAGGCUGCCAUGUUCUCCCUGCCUUUCCUCUCCUCCUGGCUGCCCAGCCUCCCUUCCUUCGACUGGGGUUCCAGUCUCUUCGACAGCCUCCUGCAAGGCCUGAUCGGGGCCCUCGGAGUCUGGAUUCUUAACAGUCUCCUGAAAGUUUAUUUCUUCGUGGCCUGUGUCAAUGACCCCCAGCGGCAGCCCCAAAAGCAGCGGCUGCGAGCACAGUGGGCCUCAUUGGAGAUGGUGCAUCUGGCUGGUCUGGCCCUGUUCCUGAUGCUGAUAGGGGCCCGGGUAGCCGCCCUCGUGGUCUUGGAGUUCUCCCUCCGGGCUGUGUCCACACUGCUGUCCCUGGGCAAGGGCUCCGGGGACAAGGAGCGGCUGCAGCUCUUCCUGGUGUGUCAGUUCUCCCUGGGCUGUGGGCUAAGCUGCGGCCUGAGCUUCCUGCAGGAAGGCGCCCCGCACCGCUCCCUGAACCUGCUGUUGAGCCUGGGGCUGGCUGCCCUCCUUGGCCUGGGUGCCCGGCGCCUAAACCGCCACAUCUGCAGCCUCUAUGAACUGCACAGCAGCCAGCGCUACUGCGGAGUCUGCUUGGGCCUGCUGGCCAGCCAGCACGGCAUGCCCAGGUUCCUGGGCCGCACUCUGGCAGUGGCCUUUGCUGUGAGUGAUCUGGCUGCUGUGGCCGUCAUUAACAAGGACUUCCUGAGCUCGUCAGAGGCCGUGCGAUUCUGGACUCCGCUAACCAUCUGUUACACGCUGCUGGUCAUCUACAUGCAGGAUGAACAGCGGCAACAUCGCUUCAGCCUACAGGGCCAGAUCCAGACGGUGCUGGUGCGCAUGGGUGGCCUCUUCGUUCUGUUGAUGACCGUGGGCCGCUGGCUGGACCUCCUGGGCAUCUUUGUCUCCCUUUUGGGCGAGCUCUGGUGCUUAGCAGGUAUUCGUGUCUUAAUCGACCUCUGCCAGAUACAGGGCUUUCCACCCCAGAGGCCUACAGUAACAGCAGCAGUAGCAGCAGAAGGAGAAUCAAGACAGACAGGUCCAUGCGAGCCCCGGCGGCCUUCCACACCUGCCCCAGCCAGAAGCGCCGUCCCCUCCUGACUUGCCCUGCGGAGGAAGUGAAGUCAGUUCCAGGCCUGCACAGGCUAGCCAGCAAAGUCUGGACCACAAGGCGUAGCCUGAAGAUUGAGUGACAGAGCUGGUCCCCACCUAGACUUUCGGGCAGGCCAUGGGGGUCUCUGUUGAAAGGGGGUGGCCAGGGCAGGGGACCUAGAGAGGCAGGAACAUGAAGGCCUCUGAAUCCCUCUCUCUUGAAGAUGGGCAGCUUCAUCAGAGCCACUUUUCCUGGCCGGGCAAGAGGACCAGAGGACAAUUGUGACCUCAGAAUGACCCCUGCUCUCUGGCCACCCCUCCCUCACCUU